UCUUUAAAAAUAUAAUCGUUCGUUUAAAUUCGGUUGCAUUAAAACGUUUCCUCAAAAGAGGGACACUUCUAAAUACUAUUAACCGUUUUUGACCACAACAACAGAACCACUAACCACAACAAUGGCAAUUUUGCACCGAGCCCUCUUCACCUGGUUCAUAUUUCUGGUGUUCCUGAUCCUCCUAUGCUUGCGACUGGAGUCCAAGACGCACUGGAACUGGUUCAUCGUGUUCAUCCCGAUGUGGGUGUACGACAGCAUCCUGCUAAUAUACGUGUUGUUCCACAUGAUCUCUCACUGCAGGAACGGGCUGGAGCGGUUCCGAGGGACCAUCAACAAACACGUCUGGUACAUUGCGGCUAUUGGACUAAAAAUGGCGGCGCAAAUCAUAAUAUGUAUUAAACUAGAGUACACGAAAGUACACCUGCCCAUUUACGUUGUGAUGACGCCAAUAUGGAUGCUGCUGCCAGUUCUCUGUAUGGAGGUGUUCAUUCACUUAAUAAAACAUUCGAGCGGCGGCAGUCGGUACUAG
This is a messenger RNA of Plutella xylostella (diamondback moth), 529 nucleotides long. Its product is annotated as transmembrane protein 60. NCBI's taxonomy places the organism in Eukaryota, Metazoa, Arthropoda, Insecta, Lepidoptera, Plutellidae. The record is from RefSeq and is a predicted model, not a curated record.